Gopherus evgoodei (Goodes thornscrub tortoise) is the source of this 3382-nucleotide messenger RNA. RefSeq names its product ER degradation-enhancing alpha-mannosidase-like protein 3. Gene Ontology annotation, molecular function: calcium ion binding; mannosyl-oligosaccharide 1,2-alpha-mannosidase activity. Gene Ontology annotation, cellular component: endoplasmic reticulum; membrane. Gene Ontology annotation, biological process: endoplasmic reticulum mannose trimming; mannose trimming involved in glycoprotein ERAD pathway; carbohydrate metabolic process. The record is from RefSeq and is a predicted model, not a curated record. Bases 102 to 2399 code for a protein of 765 amino acids. The transcript has 20 exons. Lineage: Eukaryota; Metazoa; Chordata; Testudines; Testudinidae.
CCCUGGGCGUGCUGGUGGCCCUGCUGUGGGCGCCCCUCGCCGCGGGGGCGGCGGCCGUGGGGGCGGCGGAGAAGAGCCGGCUCAGGGACCAGGUCGUGGAGAUGUUUGACCACGCGUACGGCAGCUACAUGAAACACGCAUAUCCUGCAGAUGAGCUAAUGCCUUUGAGUUGUCGGGGCCGAGUGCGCGGGAUGGAGCCGAGUCGUGGGGAUGUCGAUGAUGCUCUUGGCAAGUUUUCCCUCACUCUAAUUGACACUUUGGAUACACUUGUGGUCCUUAACAAGCUGGAUGAGUUUGAGGACGCAGUGCGGAAGGUGGUCCUGGGCGUGCGGCUGGACAACGAUGUGGUGGUCUCUGUCUUUGAAACCAACAUUCGUGUGCUGGGGGGCCUGCUGGGGGGUCACAUCAUGGCCGACAUGUUGAAGGCACAAAGCGUGCGGCUGCAGUGGUACAAGGGCGAGCUCCUGCACCUGGCCCGGGAUUUAGGGUACCGUCUCUUGCCCGCUUUCAACACCACCAGCGGGCUGCCGUACCCCAGGGUGAACCUGAAGUAUGGGGUCCUGAGUCCGAACUCCCGGACAGGCACCGAGCUUGACACCUGCACGGCCUGCGCUGGCACCAUGAUUUUGGAGUUUGCUGCCCUCAGUCGCCUGACGCAAGAGACUGUUUUCGAAGACACCGCUCGGAGAGCACUGGAUGUUCUCUGGGAGAAGCGCCAGAAAGGGAACGACCUGGUGGGGACGGUCAUCAACAUUCACAAUGGGGACUGGGUGCGGAGGGACAGCGGGGUCGGAGCCGGGAUAGACUCGUACUAUGAGUACCUGAUGAAGGCAUAUAUCCUCCUGGGGGAUGACACCUACCUGGAGAGGUUCAAUGCUCAUUACAUGGCCAUAAUGAAAUACAUCAGCCAGCCUCCCCUCCUGCUCAACGUCCAUAUGCACAACCCCACGGUCAGCAUCCGGAGCUGGAUGGACUCCCUUUUGGCCUUCUUCCCCGGCCUCCAGGUGCUGAGGGGGGAUUUGAAGCCUGCCAUUGAGACGCACGAGAUGCUGUACCAGGUCACCAAGCAGCACAAAUUCCUCCCGGAGGCAUUCACGUCCGACUUUGCUGUGUACUGGGCCCAGCAUCCUUUGCGGCCGGAGUUUGCUGAGAGUACCUACUUCCUGUACAAGGCUACUCGAGACCCCUACUACCUCCAGGUGGGCAAGUCCAUUGUAGAGAGCCUGAAUGAGUAUGCCCGGGUAGCCUGCGGCUUUGCGGCGGUGCAAGAUGUACGGACGGGCCGACACGAGGACAGGAUGGACUCCUUUUUCCUGGCCGAGAUGUUUAAGUACCUCUACUUGCUUUUCUCUGAGAAGCGAGAUCUGCCUCUAGACAUUGACGAUUACAUCUUCACCACAGAGGCUCACCUGCUGCCCCUGUCCCUCUCCACCGCCCGGCCCCCCUGCCCCAGGAACAUGACUAUGUUUCGCAGGGGCCAUGGAGAGGAGGAGAUUUUUACCCGUUCUUGCCCCAGCGCCCAGACUCUCUUCCCCAAUAACCCAACCUUCACCCGCACCAUCCGGGAUGCCCACAAGCAGCUGCUGCAACCAGGAGCAGAGCGCCUGGCGCUCUUCCGGCAGGUCCUGGUCUCCCUCAGGGGGAUUGAGUUCCCUCUCCAUGACACCAGGAUGGAACCCUUGGAGAUCCUGAAGAACAUGGGACUGACCCUGCUGCCCCUGGGCGACAGGAGCAUGCAGCUGACCGGCAUCCGACACAAGCAAGAAGCUUCUCCCCUGGGGCUCUUCAGCCUGAAAUUCAUCACCGAGCUGGUCGACCCGCCUGCAGGAGAGCAGCCAGGCAUCUCCCCGCUGGCUGUCCAAGUUAUCUCUCCCCCCUUUUUUGGGAGAGUGGUACUCACCGCGGGACCAGCCCAGUUUGGAAUGGAUCUGACCAAACAGGAGCACGGGGUGAAAGGAAGCUUAGUGCUGAGUGAACCUUACCAGGCCUGUGCAGCAAUCAGCAACCAGAAGGAGGUGCAAGGGAAAAUGGCACUGGCCCAGAGAGGCGAAUGCAUGUUUGCCACCAAAGCCAGAAACUUGCAGGAAGCAGGAGCCUCAGGGGUGAUUUUUAUCGACAAUGCUGAAGGCAGCUGCAGUGAGGAGAUGGUUCUGUUCCAGAUGGUGGGUGACGGAAGCACCGGUGACAUAGUCAUCCCUCUUGUCUUCCUCUUCCAGAAGGAGGGGCAAGUCCUUUUAGAUGCACUGUCCCAGCAUCGCAAUGUGGAUGUGCUGCUGGCCACUAAACCCAUGUUCCUAGGUGAAGAAAAAACAGACCAGCCGUUGUCUGCAAGUCAGUUGCACAAGGCAGCCACAGAGACCCGCACCAUGAUGCUGACAAGUGCUCCAGACCAAGCAUGAGUGGACGCUGCUUCUUCUGCUCUCCAGGAGCUAGAAGCCAGCUGUCCUGAUCCCGCUGUGGAAGCUGCUCCAAGAGCGUGGAAGAGUGUUGCACUCCUACCGUUUGCAAACUGACUCGAGCGCUGCAGUAGAGUGGAAACCCAGUUACCAAAACCUCAGGAACUUUCAUGUUUGUAAUCUGGAGGAAGGGAAAAGUGGCAUUUAGCUGCCAGCCAGAGUGCAAGUGAAGCAUGACCGUAGCAUCUCCAUUUUUUUUUUUAAUAACACUUGUGCCAACCGUCCCGGUGAUGCUAAGGGCCGAUGUGUGUGUUUGAAAUAGAAAGAUGUUGCUCCCUGUUGGUUUGUUAAUGUGCAAGUGACGGGGUUUCUGAGGUAAGUUUCAGCUGUAGCCUUUUCCUUGAUCUUACUGCAAACAAAGAGCAUGGGCUUUUGUACCAAAGAAGCUCAGACAAGCCCGGCUUUAACUUUCUCUGUCUGCGUCACUUUCAAGUGAUGGGCUAUGCUCUGCAGUCUCUAUGGUACUUCAAAAGGGAAAUCUUCACCUAGAAAUCCCACUGGCCUCUGCAACAAGUGUCAAGGGUCACUACUGCAUGUAUAAACAGUAGGCAUUAAUUUGCCUGCUUGGCUUUUAAAAGCCUAAUUGAAAUUUUACAAGCCUUUAGGACCUGCUAUGAUUGAACCCAAACCUCUAGCACACCUCAGUUGGCUGUAUGAAAGCGAGGAAGGGGGAACUUGGCCAGCUGGAAGACCUAAUUUACACCUGAUAACUGGUCUAAAUUAGGCUUGGCAAUUUGUUACAAUUGACCUGAGGUGCCUUUCUAACUACCAGCUGGUAUUGACUAAUGGGGCGGGGGGAGAGAUUACAUCCAUCAGUAUGUGCAUCAAACUGCCUCCUGUAGGAGGAAACAAUUCACUGCACUGCCACUGGAGUUCUAUGACAGAUCUAGUGGUAAAAACUUAUAUAAAGGGGCACCAUAAACUUU